AUGGGUAAAUCAGUGAGCGAUUCGAGUGUAACAAUCAAAACAGCAACUCAAGCAAAUACGGGGUCAGCAAGUCAUUCAUCUGACUGUUCAAGAAGAACACUUGCAUCAACUGCAACAGAUCAAGAAAAAACAUUGGUGCAAAGUCAAGAUAAUUCUGAACAAUUUUUAAAUUCUGAAUUUGCUGUACAACAUGGUCCUGGUUACAAUUGGUUGAUCGCCGCAAUUAUUAUUGUAGCUGAUAUGGUUGGUGGGGGACUUGUUGCUAUGCCAGCUGGAUUUCAUGAUACAGGUUUCAUAUGCAAAGCUUCUGCUGCUUCUUCUUUUGGCUUUUGUUCUAAGUAA
Thelazia callipaeda (thelaziosis nematode) is the source of this 342-nucleotide messenger RNA. Lineage: Eukaryota; Metazoa; Nematoda; Chromadorea; Rhabditida; Thelaziidae. The record is from the annotation of a GenBank genome assembly.